AAAAAAUUUAAAAAAAUGCUAUACUGGUUUCCCAGUAGUUUCCGGACCCAAGUAGUUUUCCGGACCUUUUACAUUUCGUGCUGUAUAAACUUUACACCGUCGUAAAGCAUUUGGGUAACAAUAUCACAUCAUCUAGGCGUUUGUUGUCUUUACACAGCAGCGAAAACCUAGCGUUACCGACUUUAUUCAUUAUUUGAAUAUCCCGGUUGUUUCAACUCACUUCGGUGCAAUUGUUUACAUAGAGAUUCGCAUCAGCUGGGGAAUUCCAUUUACAGUGCGCAUGUGCAGCAAUUGAGGCCCCUUGAAGGUAACUAUCAGUUAAAUGAUACUCGUAUUUGCAGACGAUGUUUUAAAAAUAUCCACAGAGUAAUAAAAUAAAACAGUGAAAGUCAGGAAAAAAUCACCAUGUCCAAUUAACGACCAACAAUUACACGACCUUAAAUUAUCAAUUAAAAAUAGGAACCAAAAUGAACGGAGAUUUACCUCCUAUACCGUAUACAGUUCGUAUCUAUUGUUAAUAUACAUUUAGCACAAGGAGGAAGACAGUAGAGAUGGUGUUCGAGUGGUUAAGGCGUUGGACUUGCAAUUCUAAAGUGCGGGAUCGAUUCCUACUCACGUCUUUUUUUUUUUUUAAAUUUGUGAAUUAAACUGAAAGUUGUUAUUUUUUAAACUUGUUAAUUAAACUGAAAGUUGUUAAAUUUCUUCUUUAAAAACAUUUUUCAGUCGGCUCAGAACGUCCCAUCGGACACAUUAUUUUCUUUUUUUAAGGUUUUGCAAACGUUCCUACGAAUGAGCUGAAAACUAUCUGUUGAAUUCUUAUCUUAAUCUUAGGUCAAGAACAUGCCAAAGCAAUACACUGAGGACCAACUUAAGCUGGCAUUGUCAGCAGUCCGGCAAAAGAAAAUGAAAAUAAAGACGGCUGCUCGGCUUUACAAAGUGCCGAAAUCUACUUUAUUUGAUAAGGUGAAGGGAACAUACAUCGGCAAACAGCGGGGACCGGCGAGGCAGCUUCUCCCUGAUGAAGAAGAGUCUCUGGUUCAGUACUUACUGUAUAUGGCUAAUCAGGGGUUCCCGAUGACAAGGGCCAUGAUGAGAUGUUAUAUUCAAGAAAUAGUUCUUCACUCAGGUCGAGAAACGUUAUUCAAUAUACAGAAGGGCCCAUCUGAUGACUGGUUUGUAAAGUUUUUUAGUCGCCAUCCAAACCUAGCACAAAGGAAACCGGAGAAUAUGGAUAAAAGUAGAGUGUCCAUGUCUUCAAAAAAGAUGCUUGACGAGUUCUUUCCCUUUCUAGAAGGUGUACUGGAUAAAUAUGGAAUACGAGACAAACCUCACAGGAUUUUUAACUGCGAUGAAACAGGAUUCACAGGAAAAGAAGCUCCACGGGCGAAAGUAAUCGGACCCCGCGGAGGACACCUGUUCAGACGUAAAACAGUUUCUGCUGACCAUGUGACAGCUCACCUAUGCGUUUCAGCAGAUGGACAUUUUUUACCACCUGCAAUAAUUUACAAGGUGCUAAUAAUGUUGUAAUAUUUUCAUAUAAGUGUGUUCAGUCAGUUAAUAUCGUACAAGUAUUUUUUUCACUUAAAUUUGUA
This is a messenger RNA of Mercenaria mercenaria, 1592 nucleotides long. RefSeq lists its product as uncharacterized. Lineage: Eukaryota; Metazoa; Mollusca; Bivalvia; Venerida; Veneridae. Gene Ontology annotation, cellular component: nucleus. Gene Ontology annotation, molecular function: DNA binding. The transcript has 3 exons. The coding region runs from base 841 to 1527 and encodes 228 amino acids. The record is from RefSeq and is a predicted model, not a curated record.